CAUAAAAAUGAUUGUAUUUGAUUGUACAGACAGCUCCUUUUGGAGGAUUUGAUAACUGUGCGUCCUUCAGUUCUGAGCUUGAGAAGAAAAAAAAACCAAUCCGGAGCCAUUUGUUUCUGGGUAACAUGGAUGAUGAUGAAGUAAUGGACUACGAUUCCGGCGAACUUACUUUCACGGCGAUCGAGAUUGACUUGGAUUACGAUUUCGACGCCGCUCGAUUCUUUGAUUUCACACGGGAUGAGACUCCAUUGGAGUCGCUUCAGUCGGAGCUAUGGUUCGAAUCUGCUUGUAGCUAUCCUCCUUCACCUUUUGUAACAGAGUUAAUUAUGAGAGAGAACACUCUUCAUCAACAAUUGUGUACUUCUCCAAGAUCUAGUGGUGGAGAGGAGAACAUGAGCUUGGAAGGAAGUGAUUCUGAUAAUGAGCAAGAUUGCUCUAGAAUGAACAUGAACAAUCAAGAUUGCACAAUUAUGAAUGAAGAAAUUUUAAACAAUUUAAAAGGUGGUGGCAUGCUCCAACAUUUGCCCACAGGUUUGACAUUUCCAAAUCAAUUAAAAAAAGACGACAGCAAAGCUCAAGCUAAGUCUUUUGCAAAACCAUCAUUUCCAAGAGUGUCAACUCUGAUGAAACCUACUGCAAGUCAGUUAGCGAAGCAAAAUCGACCGCAGCAAAUUGGUGAUCCUAGGUUUUCGAAGCUCGUAAAUUCAGACAAACCAAAAUGCGGGAACACUCCAUUUGGCACUGAGAUCCAAGCUGCUAAAAGGCAAAAACUUGAGGGAGGUAUUUUGCUCAAGGAUGGUGGCACAAAGCAACAAAAUGUAUUGAUCCAUAAGGUGUCUAAAAAGGAGGAAACGAUUAGUGGGAACUCAACACAGGCCAAGUUCAAAAUCACUAUUCCUAGGGAGCCUGAACUAGUGACAUCACAAAGGGCUUACAGGAUGAGGCCAAAAGAUAAUCAACAACCUGAAUCUGCAGCACCAGAUAUUCGUAGAUUCAAAGCGCGACCACUGAACAAAAAAAUUCUUGAUGCUCCUUCAUUGCUACUACCUAAAAGAAGCACCCCUAGAUUACCAGAGUUUCAAGAAUUCCAUCUGAAGACUAAAGAAAGGGCCUCACAGCAUUCUUUAGCCUCUUCGUCAUCCUUGGUUCACGAGGGUUCUUCUCAUAAGGUGUUGAAUAGACCUAUGGUCCAUUCAGUUUCAGAAAGGACGAGCAGAGAAUCAAGAAGACCAAGUGCGAUGGAUGUUACAAGGCAUGAAGGAAAUGACACCAUUCAUAGUUUUAAAGCACGGCCCCUUAAUAAGAAGAUAUUUUCAAGUAAAGGAGAUAUUGGAGUCUUUAGGAACGUCAAGAAGGAUGUUACAGUACCGAUGGAAUUUAAUUUCCAGACAGAGAAGAGAACUCAACGAAAUAUACAAGUUGAUGAUCUUUUUAACAAGCUUUCCCUUAAUGAGCUUCAACCAAAAACUCGAUCCCAAUUGCCACUGCCAAGAUCUUCUUGUCUAUCAUCAAAGGAUGCAAAAGAAAAUAGAUCGGUUGCUUUCCGAAAAGAACACGAGAUUAAACAUUCAGUGAAAGAAUACAUUGAGUCUGGCCACGGAAGAACUCAUCAUACAAUCAACAGAGAGAUUGCUAACGUUGAACUUUUGCCUGGCAUGAGCAGAGGAUUGGGCAUUCGCUGAGAACAGAAGAAUAUGUCUAGGACUAUCUUUAGGCUUCAUUCACAUAUGAAAAUUAAGCUUAGUCAGGAACAUAUUUAGAUAUUUUUUGUUUGAAAGCAGAUAGGCCCAAAGUGUCGUCGAAUACCAAACACAAGUACAUAACUUUAGUUUCAUAUUUUCACAUUGUAAAACUCCAUCCAAUUCUCAAUAAAAUGCAGAAAAGGCUACUUACUG
Impatiens glandulifera is the source of this 1895-nucleotide messenger RNA. RefSeq names its product protein TPX2-like. Bases 126 to 1682 code for a protein of 518 amino acids. Gene Ontology annotation, biological process: mitotic spindle assembly; activation of protein kinase activity; regulation of mitotic spindle organization. Gene Ontology annotation, molecular function: microtubule binding; protein kinase activator activity. Lineage: Eukaryota; Viridiplantae; Streptophyta; Magnoliopsida; Ericales; Balsaminaceae. The transcript is spliced from 18 exons. Gene Ontology annotation, cellular component: mitotic spindle; nuclear microtubule. The record is from RefSeq and is a predicted model, not a curated record.